UUCUCUCGGACUAGAUUACCUCAUUCAACCCAGUGCCGUAAAACUCAACAGCCUGAGUCUGGCCGACGCUCAGAGCUGUGAGGAGCUUUUUUGUUGUUGUGCUGCUGCAACAAAAACGGUUUAUUUACGGUGGAUGUAAAGUAUUUCUCCAAGCACGAUGGAUGCUCAUAUGUUGAUGCUCCUCCUUCUCCUCCUGACACCCUGCACGUCGCAGCAGAACAGAAAUGGAAAGAGAGAGUGUACAAACAGCGCUGCCAUUGAGGAGCUGAAGAAACAGAUUGUGGACAUUGUUCAAGAGCUGAAUCUGCUGAAAGAGAAGCAGGCUUUACAGACAGUUUGUCUGCGAGGCACCAAGGUCCUCGGCAAGUGUUUCCUGGCCGACCCGGUGAAGAAGACCUUCCGCGCAGCCAGCGCCGACUGCCUCGCCAAGGGAGGCAGUCUGAGCACGCCUCUGACAGGGGACGAGAACGACCAGCUCCACAACUACGUGCGUCAGAGCAUCGGCCCAGAGGAGCACAUCUGGCUGGGCAUCGACGACACGGUGACCGAUGGCCAGUGGGUGGACCAAUCAGGCUCCGGCUUGCGCUUCAAGAACUGGGAGACAGACAUCACCCGGCAGCCGGACGGAGGCCGCAGCCAGAACUGUGGCAUCCUCUCCACCACGGCCAACGGGAAGUGGUUCGAUGAGAGCUGCCGGGCGGAGGAGGCCUCCGUGUGCGAGUUCAACAUCGUCUGAGGGCCGGUGUCACUCUGCGCAGAUACAUAGUUCAAUGAAAUGAAAAGUGGUUCCACAGAGACACAUAAAAGGUAAACAUUUAAAUGAAUACAGGGACGUAAAACAUACUUUCUGGGAUACGUUAUGUCAUUGUGUGAGCUGAACACAUCAUAUGCAUUCGACAAACUCCUGUUCCCAAUUACUCCAGCAUGUUAUAACAUAAUUACAUAUUCAUAAUAUUCAUUAAAUGUGUUUUGUGUUAUCUGCUAAUCAAUGCAAUAAACACUUUUGAGGAAAACUAAA
Molecule: messenger RNA, 1018 nt
Organism: Gasterosteus aculeatus aculeatus (three-spined stickleback)
Lineage: Eukaryota; Metazoa; Chordata; Actinopteri; Perciformes; Gasterosteidae
Gene: clec3ba
Product: C-type lectin domain family 3, member Ba
Biological process (GO): ossification; bone mineralization
Source: RefSeq, a predicted model, not a curated record